Batrachochytrium dendrobatidis JAM81 is the source of this 561-nucleotide messenger RNA. RefSeq lists its product as uncharacterized. The record is from RefSeq and is a predicted model, not a curated record. Bases 1 to 561 code for a protein of 186 amino acids. NCBI's taxonomy places the organism in Eukaryota, Fungi, Chytridiomycota, Chytridiomycetes, Rhizophydiales. The transcript has 2 exons.
AUGACAUCUGUUGACCCAUUCACAGAACCAUCUGUUACCUUUGCGUCUCAAACAGCCUUGGAUAUCAUUGUUCAAAUCAAAGGAACAGAAGCGAAACGCAAGAUGGCGGAACUCUUGGCAUCGUGUGAAGGAAGCCCUCUUACUGCUGCACUGUGUGGAUAUAUUUUUGAACCAACGGAGAUGUUUGACAGCCACAAGUUGGUGCAUGGAAAUGAGAAAUCCAAGCCUGAAGAAACGACUCUUACCAUUCCAUCUUCAGUGAAACUAGUUGUUGAUAGAGUUUUACUAGGUCAGACUCAAGAUCAGCUAUAUGUGCCAAAAACUAAAAACUAUGCAGCAAUUGAUGCUUGGAUUCCUGGAAUUGGUGCAUUUCAAAUGACUGUUGGCAAGAAACAUGAUAUCAAAGGCGGUGCCGAAGAAGAUUUAGAGAUGCUUGGAGAUGGUGCCGAGAAGUUGUAUUGGUUACUUCCUCCACUGUAUUACCACUCUUUUACCAAGAAAACACCUCAAGAUAUCGACCAAUACGCUGUAAAAAUUCUUUAUCCUACUGUAGAAAAUUAA